Molecule: messenger RNA, 598 nt
Organism: Argentina anserina (silverweed cinquefoil)
Lineage: Eukaryota; Viridiplantae; Streptophyta; Magnoliopsida; Rosales; Rosaceae
Exons: 5
Coding region: 275-598 (107 amino acids)
Source: RefSeq, a predicted model, not a curated record
UGGAGUAGUCGACUUCCUCUCUUCAGUCUCUUCUAAUAUUCUUCUUCACUUCUUCCCGAUCGGGAAAUCUCAUCCUCAAUGAGUCCAAGACUGCAUGACCAACACUAAAGAAGGAGCUUCUCAUAUCUCAGUCCUCACAUCCUUGGCCCUUGGUUCCUCCACUUCUCAGUCCUCCGAUCAGUAAUCUCCAACUCCAAAUCGGAUUAGCCGAUUAGCUAUUAGAGUUUUGGAUUGGCAUUUAGCAAUUAUUAAAGCUGUGCAGGCAGCAUGGCGCAUGAUAUCACUGGAUUCACUGCUAUCACGCAGCAGGGCGCAAGCUAUCACUGGAUUCACUGCUAUCACAUUCGAAAUAUCGGCCGAUAUAUCGAACAUUUCGAACACUGCCUGCAGACGUUGCUGUUGUGUGCAAGGAACAAUGACGCGAAGAUGUCUCUCUCUUGCUGGUAUGUUCCUAAUUCCUAACUAUCAGGGUAUGAUUAAAGUCGUCCAAAUCAUGACCAUGAUUAAGAACUUGCAAACAGAACUGACUCACAUUAUCACCAACAAGGCAACAAUAUGCCAAUACUGUUUGAAAAAUAAAGCAGACAUACCAUCAUGA